UGCCAAGGCGCCCGCCGACCCGGAAGGAGCUGCGGAGAGCUGGGGCCGCGGCAGCCAUACCGCUUUGCAGAGCCGGCUCGGAGCGUGCAGUGCGGACGCGGAGCGGGGAGUCGCGUUCUCUGGAGCGGCAGGAGGCUUCUGUGGGGACCGGAGUCUAUGUGGUCAGCUGUGGAGAGGAUUGUGGCUCAACUGAGUGUGAGAGACCGGUAAGAUCUGGACAUGUCCUUCAUAUUUGACUGGAUUUACAGUGGGUUCAGCAGUGUGCUGCAGUUCCUAGGGUUGUAUAAAAAAACCGGUAAACUGGUAUUCCUUGGGCUGGACAAUGCGGGGAAAACGACGUUGCUGCACAUGCUCAAAGAUGACAGGCUUGGCCAGCACGUCCCGACACUGCAUCCCACUUCAGAAGAACUCACUAUUGCUGGCAUGACUUUUACGACUUUUGAUCUGGGUGGGCACAUCCAAGCCCGAAGAGUAUGGAAAAACUACCUUCCUGCUAUCAACGGCAUCGUAUUUCUUGUGGAUUGUGCAGACCAUGAAAGGCUGUUAGAAUCAAAAGAAGAACUUGAUUCACUGAUGACAGACGAAACCAUUGCCAAUGUGCCUAUACUAAUUCUUGGAAAUAAGAUCGACAGACCCGAAGCCAUCAGUGAAGAGAGGUUACGAGAGAUGUUCGGCUUAUAUGGGCAGACAACGGGAAAGGGCAGUGUGUCGCUGAAGGAGCUGAACGCCAGGCCUCUGGAAGUGUUCAUGUGCAGUGUGCUGAAAAGACAAGGCUAUGGAGAAGGCUUCCGCUGGAUGGCCCAGUACAUCGAUUAGCAGCCUUCCUGCCCACUCACAUCCAGGCCUCUGAGAUCCAUCCCCCAACAUGCAUAACUUGAAUUCAAUAGACUUUUGUUGGUUUCAGAAUAGGAGUUUUUUAGAUUAUUAAUAUAUCUACCUGAGUGGGAAUUGCAAACCGAUUCAAGUUUGAAUAUCACAAUGUUAGCUUUCUAAUUCCAUACAGAUAGUUUUUACAGUUUACAGCCCCACAUCAACCCCGUCACCGUUUAUAAAGAUCAGCUUCCCAGCGGUACAUUUGAAGCACUUUUUAACGAUGUGAAACUACAAAUAUAAACCAUAUUUAAAAGCUCAUCAUGUGAAACUUUUAUGUACUUUUUGGAAAUAGUUUUUCAAUUUUAGAUUGUCUGCCUAUCUUAUGUACAGUUAAAAUCCGCUUAUCAGUGAUUGCAUGAUGCCUUACCGUUUUCAAGACUACUUUUUCUUAUGCAAACGUCAUGCAAUAAAACAAACUCCAACGUU
Messenger RNA from Peromyscus maniculatus bairdii (prairie deer mouse), 1299 nucleotides. RefSeq names its product secretion associated Ras related GTPase 1B (gene Sar1b). Gene Ontology annotation, molecular function: GTP binding; GTPase activity. NCBI's taxonomy places the organism in Eukaryota, Metazoa, Chordata, Mammalia, Rodentia, Cricetidae. The record is from RefSeq and is a predicted model, not a curated record. Gene Ontology annotation, biological process: intracellular protein transport.